AUAAUCUUGCCAUUGACACGGGAGAUAAUACAUUAUACAACCGUAGUGGGGGCCGUGGGCUCAAUAAAACACAGCAACAUACUCAGUAUUUAGCCAAUGCAUGCUAAAUGUGACAAACAAUUUACCUCAAAAAGUCAAACUACACCAACAUAAAACUCAAAAAUAAAUACGUGGCUUAAUUUAGAACACAAUUAAUCGUGUGGUUCACUAGUAUAUACAAAAAGUUACACUGUCCUAAGCUUGUACGCAAAUAACUCCAAACAUUUGUUACAAAAAUCAUUCACUCUUCCUUUACUGGCUCUUCCAUUAGUUUCAUAAUUUCAUCAAAAAUCACUCCAAAAAAAAAAAUCAUCUUCAACUUCAAAAACACCAAAAAUAUGAAGAAUGCUAACCAAGCCCAAAAGGCCCACAUUCAUGUUCUUGUACUUCCAUACCCAAGCCAAGGCCGGAUCAACCCAAUGCUCCAAUUCUCCAAAAGGUUGGCCCAUAAAGGCAUCAAGCCCACCUUAAGCCCAACUCUUUGCUUCUCCAAAAUGAUGGACACGACCGCCAUCACAACCCAUUAUGGCUCACCAAUCAAUGUACGGCCCAUUUCCGAUGGGUAUGACGACGGUGGGUUUAUACAGGCUGGGUCCAUUACAGCCUACUUGGAUAGUUUCAAAACCAUUGGCCCAAAAACUCUGGCCCAACUCAUUGAGAAGCUAGCUGAGGAAGGUGAUCCAGUUAAGGCGAUUAUAUAUGACGGGCUUUUACCUUGGGCCUUGGAUGUGGCUAAGCAGUUUGGGCUUGGUAAGGUAUUGUUUUUUCCUGAGUCUUGUUCAGUGAGCAGUGUAUACUACCAUGUACAUUGUGGGCUGAUCAAGGUCCCUCUUAUGGGCCCAAGCCCAACGACGGUCUUGAUUCCCGGGGUGCCGGAGCUCCAGCCAUCGGAAGCUCCGUCGUUCGUUGCGAACGGGUCACACCCGGAGUGGUUAGCUUGGGUGUUGAGGCAGUUUUCUGAUCUUGAUAGAGUGGAUUGGGUGUUGUGUAGUAUUUUCUAUGACAUGGAAAAAGAGGUUGUUGAUUGGAUGGCCAAAAUGUGCAACAUACGCACCAUAGGACCAACAAUUCCAUCAUACUAUCUUGACAAACGAGUAGAAGAUGACAAAGACUACAGCUUCCAACGCUUCAAGCCAAUCACAACCUUAUGCAAGAACUGGUUAGACUCCAAGCCAAAAAACUCCGUCGUUUACAUGUCCUUCGGAAGCUUGGCUAAGUUAUCCGAACAACAAUUCGAAGAGCUAGCAUGUGGUUUAAGAAACACCCACCAAAGUUUCUUAUGGGUUGUAAGAGAGCUAGAGCAAGCAAAACUACCAAAGGAGUUUAUAAACGAAACCUCGGAACAAGGCCUAGUUGUGGGAUGGACUUCACAACUAGAGGUCCUGUCACACAAGGCGAUAGGGUGUUUUGUGACGCAUUGUGGGUUUAACUCGAUCCUUGAAGCGUUGUCCCUUGGAGUACCGGUGGUGGGUGUACCGCAGUGUUUUGAUCAAGGGACUAAUGCCAAGUUUGUGGAGGAUGUUUGGAGAGUUGGUGUAAGAGCUAAGGUAGAUGAAAAGGGGGUUGUGAAAAGAGAGGUAUUAGAGGAAUGUAUAAGGGAAGUUAUGGAAGGUGAGAAAAAGGAAGAGUUAAGGAAGAAUGCUGAUAAAUGGAAUAGGUUGGCUAAAGAAGCGAUGAGUGAAGGUGGAAGUUCUUAUAAAAAUAUUGAUGAGUUUAUGGCAUUUUUAGGUAAAUGUUAGCACCUUAAAUUUAUGUUUAUUGUGUUAAUUAAAGAUGUUGCAUACAUUUGAUAGUGGUAUGGUCAUGGACAACAUUAUAUGGUGUUGAUUGCAAAAUUUUCAAAUUAUAAAUACCACUUCCAUGA
Messenger RNA from Chenopodium quinoa (quinoa), 1903 nucleotides. Its product is annotated as UDP-glycosyltransferase 74G1-like. The coding region runs from base 378 to 1778 and encodes 466 amino acids. Gene Ontology annotation, molecular function: UDP-glycosyltransferase activity. Lineage: Eukaryota; Viridiplantae; Streptophyta; Magnoliopsida; Caryophyllales; Amaranthaceae. The record is from RefSeq and is a predicted model, not a curated record. The transcript is spliced from 2 exons.